AUGUCGCAUGCGAGGGAACACAGACGAGUCUACCAGGCUUGCGAGCCUUGCAGGGAGAAGAAAGUGCGCUGCGAGCUAGGAUCGGCCGAUUCGCCCAACAAGCCGCCCUGUGCACGAUGCCGCAGAGAGAGCAAACACUGUUUCUUUGCCGCGUUACGGUCAAGAAAAAUCGCUCAUCGGAAAUCGCAACCCUCUUCUCAAAAUCCUCGGACCCAACAUGCUACUUUUUCUCCCAAUUCGAUAUCAUCAUCCGGAAAUGCAACUCUCGGGCAGGGAGAAAGGGAAAUAUUACCGGGAGAUGGGAGAGCUGCAGCUGCUUUGCUGGAAGGUCACCCCCGAACCUACCAUGAAGCAUUGACACUGCUCUCGGAAGCUUGCGAGCACAGUGAGGCUCGAAAGAAUUCCGCUGAUAGCUUACUGGCAAAUGAUCCACAUAUCACCGAAAAUGACACCAAAUCUCCCAUCGGCCUUCAAGCUCAUCCAACUGCUACCCAACACACUAAUGAGGCAUUACGCGCCUGGUCCAAUCUACGAUUUGUCCGUGGCGGGCUUUUCACAGCAGAGGAAGCACUCGAUAUGGUCGACCAUUUCUACACCUUCCAUGCUGAAUUUUCACCUGUUGUCCCGGAACACUUUCGAUGUCAUUCUCAACACGCAAUUUUGAUUGAAGAGGAGCCCGUUUUGACAAUCACUUUAUUGAUGAUCGGGUCGAGAUACAGAAAAUGGACAGGACCAGCUGCAGUCGCGCGUUCUUAUAUUGUUCAUGAUCGGAUUUGGAGAUAUCUACAGGGAAUGAUUUCACGAUUAACUUGGUCGGAAGACUUGUUUGUUGGUGAAUUCCGUUCGCUCAACGGGCCUCGUCCAGCAUACACAGACAGUUGGUCCCAUGGGUUCCGCACAUUGGGAACAUUGGCAUCCACGGGCGCUUCACUUCCCCCGCCCGAUGAAGAUACUUCUUCAAUAACGAUUCCGGAGUUGAAAAAAACGCAGAAAGGUGCUGGUAGCCGUUAUUACGGGCCUGGGUCCGGACAUGACUGGCUCGCUCGAUCGGAUCGCUUAUGCCAAUCUAUGCUUUCUACUGUUUUCAUGCUGGCGGCUGAGAUGGGUAUUUUCUCAGAUCAUGAUAUCUUCUGGCAAGGUGAUGCUGCACAUGAUGAUAUCUGUGCUGGUCGGGAACAGGAGAGAUUCUACCGUAUUAGGUGCUUGAUAUGGGUUUACGCGACUCAGCAGCCGGGUCGACCAGGACGAAGGAAUCCGACACAGUGUACUCCCACUACGAGUCCCUGGAUUAAGAAUGACGAUGCGACGGAAUGCUGGAUGCGCGUCGCGACUAUUAUGAAAAAUGCGAACGACCUUCUCUUUGUCUCGCCCCAAUUUACCAGUGAAAUAAUUCUCAGUGGAAAUUAUCUUGAGAUUGUUCGGGGCCUCGAACCAUCACUGACCGAAUCGCUCAUUGAGUUCGACCAUGCAAAGUUGGCCAAGCAAACCCGAAAUAUCUUGAACAUCGAAUACGACUAUACCCAGCUCUGUAUUUUCAGUCUUGCUUUACAAGCCGCGAUUGAUCGAAACUCCUGCGAUAGUAGAAAUGACACACCAGGAGGUUUUUCACAAUGCGCGUCAGCGAACUCGGAAGAAGAGAAGCAUCUUAGGAGAACGGUCAAAGCUUCCCGCAGUAUCCUGAGAACAGUUCUUGACGAUCUACUUCCUCAUGGAAGUCUGAAGUAUAUUCCCGUGCGAUCAUACUCCAGAUUACUCGGUGCGACUUUGAUUCUUCUCAAGUGCUGCGCCGCCGGAAUAAAUGAGAUUGAUAUACCCACAUCUCUCGAUCUUGUUCGUCAAGUCGCUGCUGGUCUUCGCACCUCUGUAGUAGAUGAUACCCACUUGAGCAGUCGAUGGGGCGACCUGCUCGAAAGCCUCGCUAAUAGACUGGAGUCGCGCCUAGCCCAACCAGCCACGUCUAGAAUUUCUGGUAUGAAAUUUACACCCGAAGCCUCUCGGGCCACUCGUGAAAUACGACCAUCGAGAGUACAUCAUACCCUUAGAGAUCUACAGAAUCAUGCCUACCUUCCACUGAACGAUCGCUCAGAUGUCAACGCUUCAAAUUCGGGAGAUGCCAAGCGUGAUACACAGUUUGAUGCCUGGUCAACGUGGUGGGAUGAUCAAUUCUCCGAGGUGAACCUCAAUUACAUGCCAUGGUUUCCUACUCUGGGGCUUUUGAGUGGGAGUGAUAUUCAGUUCUCAAACGAUGCGGCUGGUGGUGCUUUUGACUCGGAACAUACCAGUAUAGGUCAUCCGUGUUGA
Messenger RNA from Penicillium manginii, 2301 nucleotides. Its product is annotated as Zn(II)2Cys6 transcription factor domain-containing protein. The transcript has 6 exons. The coding region runs from base 1 to 2301 and encodes 766 amino acids. The record is from RefSeq and is a predicted model, not a curated record. Gene Ontology annotation, biological process: positive regulation of transcription by RNA polymerase II; aromatic amino acid catabolic process. Gene Ontology annotation, cellular component: nucleus. NCBI's taxonomy places the organism in Eukaryota, Fungi, Ascomycota, Eurotiomycetes, Eurotiales, Aspergillaceae. Gene Ontology annotation, molecular function: zinc ion binding; DNA-binding transcription factor activity, RNA polymerase II-specific.